AUUUGGAGGAAUAGUUCUGGGGUGAAAAGGGUCUGGGGCAAAGGAAGAUGGUGAGGAUAGAUACUAGAGGAGUCCUGGUGGCCUAAUUUUAGGAAGUUACUCAAGAAAGACAGAUGCCUGAGAAAAGCUGGUGAUAAUAAUAACAAAGACCCACUACAGGGUCCAUUGUGUAAAUGCACAGGAAUAAGCUAGGAAGUGGAUUAUCACUACCUGAUCUGUCAGCUGUCUUUGGAAUGAAACCUUUACUCCUCCUAUAGCCCUUGGCAACUUCCUGGCUGGAGAGGUAUGAAGGGACUUUUCAGGACUGACUCCUUAGAUCUAGUAGGUCUUUACAGUUCCAGCCUGACAACCCCACUAUCUCAAGAUUCUGAUAAAUUGUAGAAAAUAAGGACACUACGGAAGUGGUAAGAAAAUUCCCAUGUUGUAAUGUUAUGCUUGUUCUAAAUGAACUCAUUAAUUUAUUCGCUUUGUCUGAUUGUUUCUGUAUUCUUAACUUUCCGUCUUGAAUUAUUGAUUGGAUGGAAGGGAAAUCAAUAUGGAUAAUAGCUAGAAAUCCAACGAAGAUGAGUUGAAUGAAAGUGCAGCAAUGUUACAACAACCUGUUUAUUUUAUAUUUUUUAACACAGGAAAUUGUAAUAAUUUGGGAACCUGGGAAGUCCAAGAUCAAGGUGAUGGCUGAUUUUGUUCCCCGGCCUUCGGAUGUUCAGGACACCUGGCAAUCUUAGUAAGAUUGUUAUAGAAGCUUACAGAAGCCCAGUCUUGACAACUGUCCCCUCCUCCUGUGCUAUCAGUUUUGCUUGCGUUGUUCGGCAUACCUGGCAAUCUUAUUGGACUAGGUUCAAGACUGCUGGGUCAGCAGGUGGCAGUUCAUAUAAAGGAAGCACUGGGACUUGUGCUACAAGGCUAUACCCUUCAAGAAUAAAAAAAAAUUAGAAAAUGGAACCAACACGUGUAUUAUAUGAGGAAGAACAAGAGCUGGCACCACAGAAGAGCACAGAAGAAAGAAAACAGGCAGACGAAGAAGAUGGAGAGCUGAUCUUUGUUGGAGUGGAACAUGUAGAUGAUGAUGAUGCUGAGCUGAUCUUUGUUGGGGUGACUUCAGAUUCGAAACCAGUCAUUUCAAACAUUUUGAACAGAGUCACCCCAGGUUCAUGUUCAAGGAGAAGAAAAUAUGCUUAUCCUAGAAAAGAUACUGCUCACAAAAUACGGCCUGUAAGUCAUGUCACGCCUACGUCAGAAGCAGUGACUGUCUUGCCAGUUUCUGAAUCUGAAUCAAGAUUAACAAAUAGUCCUGUUAUUAUCAUUGAGCCUUUGUCUAAACCUGAUUGUAAAAGUAAUUCACCACAUGUUGUGCCUAAUAGCUCUUCAGAGUUAUGUUCUCCUUUGAUUACAUUUACAAGUUCAUUGCAGCAGCCAGUAGGAGCAGCACUUUCUGUAGGAAGUUGUGUAUCGAAGCAACUUGCCACUUCUGAAGUAAACAGCAUAAAUCCCAAAAGGCCUAAACUCAGUAAUGGAAUCACAGGGGGACAUUCUUCAGCUUUAUCCUCUUCAGGAAUCUUUCAUACAAUUACUCCUCAACAGACCACACCUUCAAAUGGUGUCCAUACCUCAUUAAGCCCUAUUCAGAAUGGAGCACCUUUUCCAACAGCUUAUCCAAAGGACAUUGUUCAUUUCAAGACUAUAAAUCCUGUUAGGGAAAAUAGACAGACAAAACCAGACUUUUCAAAUCUAGCAAGUCAAAACAAGACUGUUGAUCCCAAGAAAGGAAAUCUGAUCAUGUUACUUCAUGACUUUUACUAUGGACAGCAUGAAGGAAAUGGGCAGCCAGAAAAAAAGACCCACACAGCCUUUAAAUGCUUCAGCUGCUUGAAAGUUCUAAAAAAUGUCAAGUUUAUGAAUCACAUGAAGCAUCAUUUGGAACUUGAGAAGCAGAGGAGUGACAACUGGGAAGUCCACACCACCUGCCAGCACUGCCACCGGCAGUUUCCCAGUCCCUUUCAGCUGCAGUGUCACAUUGGAAGUGUGCACACUGCCCAGGAGCCCUCUGCUGUCUGUCGAAUUUGUGAAUUGUCAUUUGAAACAGAUCAGUUUCUCUUACAGCACAUGAAGGACAAUCACAAGCCUGGCGAAAUGCCCUAUGUGUGCCAGGUUUGCAGUUACAGAUCGUCAGUCUUUGCUGAUGUGGAAACACAUUUCAGAACAUGCCAUGAAAACACUAAGAAUUUGCUUUGUCCAUUUUGUCUCAAAAUUUUCAAAACAGCAACACCCUACAUGUGUCAUUAUAGAGGACACUGGGAAAAGAGUUUUCAUCAAUGUUCCAAAUGCCGACUACAGUUUUUAACUUUCAAGGAGAAAAUGGAGCACAAGACCCGGUGUCAUCAAAUGUUUAAGAAGCCUAAGCAACUAGAAGGGUUGCCUCCUGAAACUAAAGUUGUUAUUCAAGUAUCACUGGAACCUCGUCAACCGGGGUCAGUGGAAGUAGCAUCCAUUACUGUGAGCACAUCUGAUUGUGAAUCAUCACCGCUCAGGGCCUAAAAGUAGAAUUUAAAAAAACCUUGUGAAUCCCAGUUUCAGGAAAUCUAAAGCGAGUAUUUUAAUCAAAGUCAGAAACACCAUAAACAAAAAAUACAAACCAUACAUUAUUUAAUAGCUUAAAUAUGAGUUUUUAAUUAAUUAUAUAGUAUUAUUUGAUACGAUUUUUGACAUGUUAUUUAAAAAUGUAUUACCUGGAUUUUAUGUGACUGGAUGUGGCUUAACUCAUAAAAGGUGCUUGUGUGUAUGUAUGUAUGUAUGUGAAAAAAGUUGGAAACCUAUUUAUUAUUUUGCUAUUUCAUGUUACUUGUGUGUAACCUCUGCCUGUGUAUAGAGAGUUUAAGUAUUUAAUUUUAUUUUCUACUUUUCCCAUACCUUGAAGACUUUAAUGUUAACUCUAGUCAAAGUGGGAUGGCUUUGUUAUGGCAUAGUCCUGUUUGCUGCUGAACUCCCAGAAGUGCCUCUGUUGUGCUGGCCUAAAAUAAACCUGGCUCUGAAAGCCCGAAUGUGGAGAAGUUGAGCAAGAAGCUGCGGUGUGAAUGGGACCAGAAAGUGGGAAGUUAGUCAGUGGACAGCAGUGGCUCUUUCGCCCAGUUGAGAGAGAGGCACACAUUCACUUGUCUUGGAGCUAAGGCAUAAGGAAUUCUGUGCCAGAGUGUCUUUACCUAGCCCAUGUACAUCCAGGAAAGCAAGACCAUUGCAAUGGAAUGCCUGUGUUUGGUGAGGGGUCCCUGCAGACAUCAAACAACUAGUGUAUCACUGACUUCAGCUGAAGAAGCAGAGGUAGUUAAUAGAACAGUGCCUGGUGCCAGUGGACCUACUGUUGAGUGAUCCACAGGGGAAUUUGAUAUGUUCCUUCCCCUCUCCUUUCUCACUGGCCUUUAGUCAGAAUGAACUGUGUCACUCACAGCUACAGCAGUAAAGUUUCCCAAGGGAAAGAAGCUCUGGCAUCUAUAGUUUGAACUCUACUGGACCCAUAAUUUUAACUGAAAAGGGCCAAACAGAUUUUAUCUGUCCAGUUCAUGGACUGAGAGCUCAAUUUAGUUCUGUUAAGCUGGAAUGGGGGUUGUCUAAGAGCACAUGGUAUAGUGGAUAAAAAUAGACCAGAUGACUGACUAAACUUAAGCUGGUU
Phyllostomus discolor (pale spear-nosed bat) is the source of this 3664-nucleotide messenger RNA. RefSeq names its product zinc finger protein 280B-like. The record is from RefSeq and is a predicted model, not a curated record. The transcript is spliced from 3 exons. Gene Ontology annotation, molecular function: DNA-binding transcription factor activity, RNA polymerase II-specific; RNA polymerase II cis-regulatory region sequence-specific DNA binding. Gene Ontology annotation, biological process: regulation of DNA-templated transcription. Bases 937 to 2535 code for a protein of 532 amino acids. NCBI's taxonomy places the organism in Eukaryota, Metazoa, Chordata, Mammalia, Chiroptera, Phyllostomidae.